AUGACCGCGAUAGUGAAAUAUCACUGGGUAACCAGCAUUCGACCGCUUCUUUAUCAACGUGGUGCGCGGUACUUGGAAGCAAAUUGCUGUAUCCACUGCCUUGUGUGCGGUUUUUGGUUGUGGCAAUCAAGAAUUGGAGAAAGAGGGACAGGAAACUGUCGAGAUAUGGAGUACAGUGGACAAUUAUUGAAUGGAGAGGAUGCCGUGGGGAGCAUGUCGAGGGUGGUACCCCUCAACUUGGUACAGAGUGGAAUUGUGUCGCAGUCCGGUGCACUGGCAGCCUCUGUGAGGGAACACGGGGCUCGUGACUCGCAACAGACGUUUCUGGGGCUCACCGCGCAGCCGGAUCUGCUGGGUACAGACCCGAACGCGACAUUGUCCAUGCUGGAUUCGAUAAUGGCGAAGUUAAAGAGUCCACACACGGAGGAGAGACUUGUGGCGGUUAAAUACCUGGAAACCUCCAUUGUUUUGCUCGCCCGGGAGUCGUCCGCGGAGGACUUUCAGCAGGUUGAGUCCUUCAUCAACAAUAGGGUCGUUUCCAUGAUCAAGGGGAGCUCCUCAAACGAGCGGAUAGGCGGGAUACUUGCCGUGAACGCUCUGAUCAGGUUUUACUCAGAUAUCGAAGAGCUCCCACGAAACGCAAUGAAGUUGACAAAUGCGCUGCGGGCGUUGAUCCCUUCAAGCGAUAUAGAGGUGAUGAGACUCGCAGCGGAUACAAUGUGGAAAUUGGCACUCCCGGGGAAUCCUCUGAUGUCAGAUUUCGUUGAAAUGGAGAUCAAGAACUGCACAGAGUGGCUAACCACGUCGCCGGAAAAUACCAUAUUCAACUCAAAACAGGAAAACAAGAAGCAUGCGGCCAUAUUGCUGAUCGGAGCUUUGGCUGCAAACUCGCCGUACACAGUUGCCCCAUAUGUGACCACCAUACUGGAUAAUAUAUGGCGAGCGUUGCGGGAUAGUAGAGCCGUGCUAAGAGCUGACGCUGCGAAAACCGUGGAGAAUUGCCUUCUGAUUGUUAAGAGGAGAGACAGAGUCUUAUUGACCCAAUGGAUCGAAAGGCUUCUUGACUCGUGUUCUCACGAGCUCACAUUGCACACUACGGAAUCGAUACAUUCUUCAUUAUUGAUAUACAAAGUUGCCCUAAGAAUCGGGGACCAGUGCUUAGCCCAAUAUUACGACGCAAUAUUCCAGGCUUCUUGGAAUUUCAGAGACAUUAAAACAGACUUAAUCAGAGAGGAAACGUACAAUAUACUGCCCAUGCUCGCACUGAACGACGUGUCCCAGUUCUCUGCCAACUAUUUGGAUCAGACAAUGCUUAGCUUGUUGAAAAAAUUACAGAACCCGGCGAUAAGCGCGUUGAAUAAAAAGGAUUUACCUCUAAUCUUCAAAUGCAUAGGGGAUAUAGCUGCCGUAGUCGGUAUCGCGAUUGACCCGUAUAUCGUUGCCAUUCUAGAUGCUAUUAGAGCUGCAUUGAAUAUGAAAUAUAAAAACCGCAUGAACUUUGAAAGGGAAACUUUCUAUUGCAUUGCCAAUCUUGCCAUCGCCUCUGGAAGUAUGAUGGCUCGCCAAAUUGAUGAUAGCCUAUUGGAUAGUAUGUUGAAUUGCCCAUUGUCUGAUUAUAUGCAAAGAUCUCUCGAGACGAUUAAUGAAAAAAUUCCCGAAUUGGAGCCCAUAAUCAGUAGUAGACUACUGGAUCUCAUAUCAUGCACAUUAUCAGGGAAUAAAUUUUGCCUGCCGGGGUCUCCCUCAGGCUUGAAACUAUUCUCCGCAAAAACUGCCCGUAUAUGGAGGAACGAGAAUGACCUGCGCCAGAAAGGAAAAAUUAAUGACGAUGCAAAUGAUACCAAGAUCGUUAUCCAGGCCCUUUGCAUGCUACAAACAAUAAACUACAAGUAUCCAAUGACUGAAUUUGUGAGAGGCACAAUAAUAUCAUACAUAGAACACAAUGACCCCCGUGUUCGCGAGCUGGCAGCGGUAACAUCCUGUGACCUGUUUGUAAGAGACGAUAUAUGUCGACAAACAUCUGCCAACUCAUUAAACGCUGUAUCAGAGGUUCUCUCAAAACUUUUGACUGUGGCCAUUACAGAUAUGGUUCCAGAAAUUAGGCUUCAGAUUGUAAGACAUAUGAACCCUUGUUUUGAUGUACAACUAGUUCAGCCGGAAAACAUACGGCUGUUGUUUGCACUUCUAAAUGAUGAGGUAUUUGCGAUCAGGGUGGAAGUGUUGAGAGUAAUUGGUAGACUUACUUCUGUCAAUCCGGCUUAUGUUGUACCGUCCCUGAGAAAAGCUCUGCUACAACUACUCACCGAACUGAAAUAUGUGAAGAUACCACGGAAAAAUGAAGAAUGCCUAACAAUGCUUUACACAUUAAUCAGCUCUACUAAGGAAAUUACCAAACCAUAUAUUGACCCAAUCCUAACUAUCCUGAUACUGAAAAUGCAAGAUAUUUCAUCGUCUGUUUCCGCUACGGCGUUGAAGGCCGUCGGUGAACUGUCAAUAGUUGGUGCUAAAGAUAUGCUCGGUUAUUUGAAAGAGCUGAUGCCCCUGAUAAUCAAUGCCUUGAGAGAUCAGUCGAACUCCUAUAAGCGGAAUGCCGCAUUAAAAGCUUUUGGACAGCUUUCGUCAUCUUCAGGAUAUGUCAUUGAUCCGUUUCUUGACUUUCCAGAAAUCCUAACUGUUCUGAUUAAUAUCCUGAAAUCAGAAGCCACCCAAAACGUCAAAAGGGAAACUGUUAGGCUCAUUGGAACACUGGGGGCAUUAGACCCCUACAAACACAGGGAAGUUGAAGAAACAUCAAAGAAUAGCAUGGCGUUGGAACAAAACACGCCCUCAAUAGAUAUUGCGCUGUUGAUGCAAAACGUAUCGCCUUCUAACGACGAAUACUACCCCACGGUCGUAAUAACGAUCCUUUUGAAGAUAUUGAAAGACAAUUCCUUGAUAUCACACCAUACUGCAGUGAUUCAGGCAAUUGUUCAGAUUUUCCAGACGUUAAAACUGCGCUGUGUUACAUUUUUAGGACAAAUCAUACCCGCAAUGAUAGAGGUGAUGAAUUCCUGCUCCUAUUCUCUCCUUGAUUUUUAUUUUCAGCAGAUGGGCGUUUUGAUAUCGAUCGUUAAGCAACAUAUACGGCCACACGCAGAUGAAAUACUGACCGUCAUACAAAAGUACCUAGAAACGCCGAAAUUACAGCUGACUAUAAUAACCGUUAUUGAAACGUUAUGCAGCGCCCUGAAGAUGGAGUUUAGAAAGUACAUCCCUACGACACUAACCCAGUUUUUAAACAUUCUGGAAGGCGAUAAAACUCCAGACAAAACUGCAUCCAUCGCCAUUUUACAUUGCUUGUUGACUUUUGAUGACAAUCUAGAGGAAUAUACAUACCUGAUUGUUCCAACGAUAAUCAAAUUGGCAGAAUUUUCAACUACCUCUUUGAAACGCACUGCUAUUAUAACGCUGGGUAAGUUAACACGCAGCAUCAGCCUUUCAGACAUGUCAUCAAGGAUUGUUCAUACCUCUGUUCGUUCGUUAGACACCCGUGACCCGGAGACAAUUCGCUUAACCAUGAAUACAUUAAUUUUGCUCUUACUUCAGCUCAACGAAGAGUUUACUGUUUUUAUUCCUGUUGUCAACAAGGCCUUGAUAAAGAACAACAUUAAACACUCAGUCUACGACGAGCUGGUUCACAAGACUUUGAAUAAGGAACCGCUUCCACCUGCUGUAGUUCUUGAUCAAGAUUUUGAAAAGAGUUCUCAAGAGAACAAUGAGGUUGAACAAGAGCCGAAGAAACUACAAAUUAAUCAGUCUCUGUUGAAAAGCACCUGGGAUUGCACUCAACAGAGAACUAAAGAGGAUUGGCAGGAAUGGCUGAGAAGACUCUCCAUCCAGCUUCUAAAGGAGUCUCCAUCGCAUUCAUUAAGGGCUUGCGCCGGCUUGGCAGGUGUAUACCCUCCAUUAGCAAAGGAAUUGAUCAAUGCCGCCUUUGCAAGUAUAUGGAAUGAGCUGUUCACGCAGUAUCAAGAGGACCUAAUCCAAUCGCUAUGCUUGGCGCUAUCGUCGCCCCAAAACCCGCCUGAGAUCCACCAAACUCUAUUAAACCUUGUAGAGUUUAUGGAACAUGAUGAUAAACCAUUGCCUAUACCAUCACAAAAACUGGGGCAAUAUGCAGAGAUGUGCCAUGCUUAUGCUAAGGCUCUACAUUUCAAAGAGGUAAAGUUCGUGCAAGAACCUAUUGAUAAUGCAAUUGUGGAAUCGUUGAUCAGUAUUAACAACCAAAUAUAUCAGAACGAUGCCGCUGUUGGUAUCCUGAAAUUUGCACAAAAACACCAUAAUUUGCAAUUACAAGAAACCUGGUACGAGAAGCUUCAACGUUGGGAUGACGCCUUACAGGCGUACACCAAACGUGCCGAGGCAGGCGAAACCUCAACGGAAGUCGUUAUAGGCCACAUGAGGUCGCUCCACGCUCUGAGCGACUGGGACAACCUUUCGAAAGUGGCGUUAGACAAAUGGGAUAUGGCCGAUUCUACCAUGCAGAAAUCAAUUGCCCCAUUAGCUGCUGGGGCUGCGUGGAGUCUUGGCGACUGGAAUAACAUCAAGAAGUACAUUUUUGCCAUGAAACCUUUAUCACCGGACAGAGAGUUUUUCAGUGCUGUUUUGAAUCUCCACGAGAAUAACUUUGAUGAUGCAGAGAAGCAUAUUUUCAAUGCGAGGGAUUUACUUGUUACAGAAAUUUCGGCACUAAUUAACGAAAGUUACAAUCGUGCGUACAACGUGGUUGUCAGAACACAGCUUAUAACGGAACUCGAAGAAAUAAUAUCAUACAAGAAACUGCCACCGAAUUCGGAGAAGAGAACUGUUUUGAGGGAAACUUGGAACAAGAGGCUUUUAGGUUGUCAAAAAAAUGUUGAUAUAUGGCAGAGAGUUCUUAAAGUGAGAUCCCUUGUAGUUAAACCGAAGCAAGAUAUGCAGAUAUGGAUCAAAUUUGCCAACCUAUGCCGCAAAUCUGGGAAAUUGAAUUUAGCAGAAAAAGCCCUAAACAGUUUGCUUGAUGACACCUCAGACGGUUUGCCAGUAAUGCCAGCAAAAGCUCCUCCACCGGUGGUGUAUGCACAAUUGAAAUAUUUAUGGGCAAAUGGUUCACAACAAGAAGCUUUGCGUUACCUAAUUGGGUUCACCUCUAAAAUGGCCCAUGAUUUAGGCUUGGAUCCUAGUAACAUGAUUGCCCAAAAUCUCACCCAAAGCUCAUCUUUGCUCGUCGCAAACGUUGAAGAGUAUACCAAAUUGCUAGCACGCUGUUUUCUAAAGCAAGGUGAAUGGAGGGUAGCUCUGCAACCGGAAUGGAGAGCUGAAAAUCCGGAUGCUAUUCUGGGCUCUUACCUACUUGCAACACACUUUGACAGCAAAUGGUACAAAGCUUGGCACAAUUGGGCGCUAGCCAAUUUUGAUGUUAUUUCAUCAUUAACGGCGGUCAAAAAACCAGAAAAUGAAAGCAACGAACUGUUACAGAAAAAUAUGGAGCUUAACGGAACUGGUUUAAUAGGAACAGACAAUUUGAAUAAAGACAGCACAAUGUUUUCAACAGAGCUAAUCCAGCGACAUGUUGUUCCGGCCAUUAAAGGUUUUUUCCAUUCCAUCUCCUUAUCAUCGACCAGCUCUUUACAAGACACUUUGAGGUUACUGACCCUUUGGUUUACCUUCGGGGGCCAGGACGAAGCGGCAGACGCAAUGCAAGCUGGAUUUCGACUUAUCAAGAUCGACAAUUGGCUCGAAGUUCUUCCUCAACUAAUCUCUCGUAUCCAUCAACCAAACGAAACGGUGAGCAGGUCUUUGUUAUCGUUGCUAUCAGAUUUGGGCAAAGCCCACCCUCAAGUGAUGGUGAAUCCACUGAUUGUUGCAAUUAAGUCGGAGUCCGUUUCUAGACAAAAGGCGGCUUUGUCGAUCAUUGAAAAGAUGAAGUUACACAGUACAAAGCUUGUAAUACAGGCUGAACUUGUCAGCGACGAAUUGAUCCGUGUUGCUGUAUUGUGGUAUGAACUGUGGUAUGAAGGGCUAGAGGAUGCGAGCCGCCAGUUUUUCGGUGAGCACAAUACUGAGAAAAUGUUUGCGACUUUGGAACCACUGCACGAACUGCUGAAGCGCGAGCCAGAAACAAUCCGGGAACUGUCCUUUCAAAACAUGUUUUCAAGGGAUUUGAAUGAUGCUUACGAAUGGGUCCUGAACUACAAGAGGUCCAAGGAUACUAGUAACUUGAACCAGGCUUGGGAUAUUUACUAUAACGUGUUUCGUCGGAUCAGCAGGCAAUUGCCCCAGUUACAGACGUUAGACCUACAACAUGUUUCUCCGAAGUUGUUGCUAGCUAAGGAUCUAGAGAUGGCCGUCCCAGGGACAUACGUCAUCGGAAAGCCUAUUAUCAGCAUAUCGUAUUUCGACCCUAUAUUUACAGUUAUCUCCUCGAAGCAGAGACCAAGGAAAUUUUCUGUGAGGGGGAACGACGGGAAGGACUACCAAUACGUACUAAAGGGUCACGAAGAUUUACGGCAAGACAGUCUGGUGAUGCAGUUGUUUGGACUAGUAAAUACCUUACUGGGCCACGAUGCAGAAUGUUUCAAGAGACAUUUGGACAUUCAGAAGUAUCCUGCGAUUCCACUGUCUCCGAAAUCAGGUAUACUGGGAUGGGUUCCCUACAGUGACACAUUCCACGUUUUGAUCAGAGACCACAGGGAUGCGAACAAGGUGCCCCUGAAUAUUGAACACUGGGUUAUGUUACAAAUGGCUCCUGACUACGAUAGUUUGACGUUGCUAGAAAAGAUUGAGGUGUUCCAGUAUGCGAUGGAUAACACAAAAGGACAAGAUUUGGCUCAGGUUCUGUGGCUGAAGAGCAAAUCGUCUGAAGCAUGGUUGGACAGGAGAACUGUUUUCACAAGAUCGUUGGCUGUCAUGUCGAUGGUCGGAUACAUUUUGGGUCUUGGGGAUCGUCAUCCGAGCAAUUUGAUGCUUGACAGAAUCACCGGAAAGGUCAUCCAUAUUGAUUUUGGGGACUGUUUUGAGGCGGCGAUUCUACGGGAGAAGUUCCCCGAGAAGGUGCCCUUCAGAUUGACCCGGAUGCUGAUCAAGGCGAUGGAGGUGAGUGGAAUCGAGGGUAGUUUCCGUAUCGUUUGCGAGAAUGUGAUGCGUGUGCUGCGUGACAACAAGGAGUCGCUGAUAGCAAUCCUAGAGGCGUUUGCCUUUGAUCCCUUGAUCCACUGGGGGUUUGACUUACCGACUGAAAAGAUAAUCGAGGAGACCGGGAUCCAGUUGCCCCUGAUUAAUCCAAGCGAAUUGCUGCGGAAGGGUGCGAUUACGGUAGCGGAGGCUGGUAAACUAGAGAGCGAGCAGCAGGCCGAAAUCAGAAACGCAAGAGCUUUGCUGGUGCUCAGGAGAAUCACUGAUAAGCUAACCGGUAACGAUAUUUCCAGGUUCAAAGGGUUAGAGGUUGCCGACCAGGUAGACAAGCUGUUGCAACAGGCGAUGUCGAUAGAAAACCUGUGCCAACAUUACGUUGGAUGGUGUCCCUUCUGGUGA
Messenger RNA from Huiozyma naganishii CBS 8797, 7551 nucleotides. RefSeq names its product phosphatidylinositol kinase-related protein kinase TOR1 (gene TOR1). Gene Ontology annotation, cellular component: nucleus; TORC2 complex; TORC1 complex. Gene Ontology annotation, molecular function: protein-containing complex binding; protein serine/threonine kinase activity; protein binding. Gene Ontology annotation, biological process: protein phosphorylation; TOR signaling; negative regulation of macroautophagy. The transcript has a single exon. The record is from RefSeq and is a predicted model, not a curated record. Bases 1 to 7551 code for a protein of 2516 amino acids. Lineage: Eukaryota; Fungi; Ascomycota; Saccharomycetes; Saccharomycetales; Saccharomycetaceae.